CUGCCACUCCCCGCUCAGGCCUUCACGGGCGCGCGCCUCUGCUUCUGCGCGCGCUGUCACGCUUUACUACCAACGGGUUCGGAAUUCCAGGGAGGAAGUCGCCGAGAUUGGGAAACGAACAACUCCGAAGAUCCCUGAAAACUAACCUGGAUACGAGAAGAAACCAGAACACGGGCAUUCCUCACCGGGGAACAGUAGGAACAGCCAACUUUGGACUAUGGACUAGAGGCGCCGGGUCGCAGCAGAUGGAGGCGGCGAGAAGUUUGGUGUUUGUCGGGGCCGUGCUGCUCGGAGUGACGGGCGCGUUGGCCAGAGAAGUAUGCCUGGGCACAGACAUGAAGCUGGCCCUGCCCUCCAGCCUGGAAAAUCACUACGAGACCCUGAAGCUGCUCUACACCGGCUGCCAGGUUGUCCACGGCAACCUGGAGAUCACACAUCUUCAUGGAAACCCUGACCUAUCCUUCCUACAGGGGAUCGUGGAGGUACAGGGCUAUGUACUUGUAGCCCAUGUGUCAGUGAGUCUGUUGCCUUUGGACAGCCUUCGGAUCAUAAGAGGCAGCCAGCUGUACAACUCCAGCUACGCCCUGGCUGUGCUAGAAAACACUCAGGGUGGACAGGGGCUCAGGACACUCCGGCUUCGUAGCCUCACAGAGAUCCUGUUGGGUGCGGUGUAUAUUUGGGGGAACCCCCAGCUGUGCUUCCCAGACCCCCAGAACAUCGUCUGGAGGGACACUUUGGACGAAAAGAACAUCGACGCCAGGCUGCACCGACUGCAGCCUCGGGCCCCUAAAUGUCCAAGUUGUUCGCCUGCAUGUGGGGAAAGCUGCUGGGGAGAAACAGCACAGGACUGCCAGACCUUGACCCGUAUUAAAUGUGCAUCUGGCUGUCAGCGGUGUAAAGGUCCCCUUCCCAGUGACUGCUGUCACAUGCAGUGUGCUGCUGGAUGCACAGGACCCAAAGACUCAGACUGUCUGGCUUGCCGCCACUUCAAUGACAGCGGUGUGUGUAAGGAGAGCUGUCCUCCUCCCACUAUCUACGACACUGUCACCUUCCAGACCAAAUCCAACCCAAACAAGAAGUUUAACUUUGGUGCCACCUGCGUCAAGACAUGUCCUUAUAACUAUCUGGCUAUGGAAGUGGCUUGUACUUUGGUUUGUCCCGGAGCCAACCAGGAAGUUGUCAUCAGCAGCCCUGAUGGAAACGAGACGCAGAAAUGUGAAAAGUGCGAAGGAGACUGUCCCAAAGUGUGUUAUGGUCUGGGCAUGGACAACCUCGGCGUCAUGGAAAACCAUGGCGUCACCAUGGUAACAUCUUCCAAUGUGGAGAAGUUCAACAAGUGUAAGAAGAUUUUUGGCAGUCUGGCCUUUCUCCCUCAGAGCUUUGUAAGGGACCCUGCGAGUAACACAUCAGGCCUGACCCUGGAGCAGCUGAGCUCCUUCAAGAAUCUGGAGGAGAUUACAGGUUAUUUGUACAUUGAUGCCUGGCCAGAAGAGUGGACUAACCUGAGUGUGUUUGAGAACCUGAAGGUGAUCAGAGGCAGGAUGCUCUACAAGGGUGUGUUUUCACUGGCCAUCCAGAAUCUACACAUCCGGUCUCUUGGGUUGCGUUCACUGCGCAGCGUCAGUGGAGGUUUGGUCCUGUUGCAUAACAACUCCCAGCUGUGCUACACCAAUUCUCUGCCUUGGGACAAUCUCCUCCAUCCCACCCAGGGACCCCAUCGCAUCGUCAGCCAGAACCAGGACGCCCAGCGCUGUGAGGAUGAGGGGCGUGUGUGUCACCCACUGUGUGAGGGGGGCUGCUGGGGCCCAGGGCCCAGCCAGUGUGUGUCCUGCACGGCUUUCCAACGCGGCACUGAGUGUGUAGAGCAGUGUGACAUCUAUCAGGGGUCUGUCCGUGAAUACACAGAUGGAUCUUUGUGUGUUGCCUGUCACGCAGAGUGUCGAGCUAUCAACGGCUCUGCCUCCUGUCAUGGACCGGGUGCAGAACACUGUUCAGAGUGUCGAAACUUCCAGGAUGGUGAGUUCUGUGUGGAUCAUUGUCCCAGCGGUGUCAAGGAGGAUCAGCAGACCGUAUGGAAGUACAGCAACGCCACAGGACACUGUCUGCCCUGCCACACCAACUGCACGCUGUCCUGCACCGUGAUGGACGACAGAGGCUGCCCCAUCGACACCAGGACAGGACCGGGUACAACCAUCGCAGCUGCAGUGGGUGGGGUGGUGCUCUUCUUCAUCCUGCUGGCUCUGCUGAUCUUCUACCUGAGGAGGCAGAAGAAGCUGAAGAGGAAGGAGACGAUGAGGAGGAUCCUGCAAGAACAUGAGCUGGUGGAGCCUCUAACACCCAGCGGCGCGUCACCCAAUCAGGCUCAGAUGCGUAUCCUGAAGGAGACUGAGCUUAAAAAACUCAGGGUGCUGGGUGCAGGGGCCUUUGGGACUGUUUACAAGGGAGUGUGGGCUCCUGAUGGGGAAAAUGUGAAAAUACCAGUGGCCAUCAAGGUGUUACGAGAGAACACCUCGCCAAAGGCCAACAAAGAGAUCCUUGAUGAGGCCUAUGUGAUGGCAGGUGUGGCCAGCCCCUACGUCUGCCGGCUGCUCGGGAUUUGUCUGACCUCCACAGUGCAGCUGGUCACUCAGCUGAUGCCGUACGGCUGCCUUCUCGACUAUGUCAGGGAGAACAAGGACCGCAUCGGCUCCCAGUUCCUCCUCAACUGGUGUGUCCAGAUCGCCAAGGGGAUGAGUUAUUUAGAGGAGGUCCGGCUGGUUCACAGAGAUUUGGCUGCCCGCAAUGUUCUGGUCAAAAACCCGAAUCAUGUGAAGAUCACUGAUUUUGGUCUGGCCCGUCUGCUCGAUAUAGACGAGACUGAAUAUCACGCUGAUGGAGGGAAGGUGCCAAUUAAAUGGAUGGCUUUGGAGUCUAUUCUGCACAGAAAGUUCACUCAUCAGAGUGACGUCUGGAGCUACGGUGUGACGGUCUGGGAGCUGAUGACGUUUGGUGCUAAACCCUACGACAUGAUCCCAGCCAGAGAAAUCCCAGAUGUUUUAGAAGGAGGAGAGCGACUUCCCCAGCCGCUCAUCUGCACCAUCGACGUCUACAUGAUUAUGGUCAAAUGUUGGAUGAUUGACCCAGACAGCAGGCCGAGGUUCAGAGAUCUGGUGAAUGAUUUUAGCACGAUGGCCAGAGAUCCACCUCGCUAUGUAGUCAUUCAGAACGACGAGCAGAUGAGCAUGUCCAGCCCAGUGGACAGCCAGUUCUUCCGAAUGCUUCUGGAGGAGGAAGGAAACAACAUGAGGGAGCUGCUGGAUGCUGAGGAGUAUCUGGUGCCUCAGCCAAACCUCUUCCCCAGGACUCAGGGAGACGGGGCCCAAGCCAACGGGCCAUCCAGACACCAGUCAUACAGGCAGAGCAGAGAUCAGGGCUUAAAUGUGGAGCCCUCUGUCGCCGGCGGCCCUCGCAGCAUGUACUCCUCCCUGAGCACUCUUGGCCGCAGCCAGUACCCUACCUUACCUUUAGGAGCCAGCACCUCCAACGGCAUAUGGAUUCCUCAGUACCCAACGCUGGCUCGCAGCACCUCGGCCGGGGGCCAGUCUGACUCUGUCUUCCUGGAUGGGCCUCCAGAUGACCCCACGCUGCCCCCGGCCAGCCCCGGACGCUACAGCAAAGACCCCACAUACUCCAACGGGAGCCAGGGCGACUUGGAGACAGAUGGGCCAAAUGGCUUCCAUCAUCCUCCUCUCCUUCAUCACUCACUGCCCAGACGGACUCAUGGGUAUAAUCAUAAUCAUCCCUUGCCAGAGUAUGUCAACCAGGAGAUUCAGGAUCUCAGGCCGGGGAUCCCAGACCGGCCCAGCACUUUGCCUCGUAAAGGCGCCAGAGUAGACCGGCGCCUCCCUAACGGCCUGAGCUCUGGUCACAGUGUGGAAAACCCGGGUUACUUGGUCCCCGUGGGUGCAGUGUCCGCCACCUCUCCAGCCUUUGAUAACCCGUACUACCUGGACCUCGUAGCCAAAGCUAACGCUGUACCCGAGGUUGCAGACAGUCCUGAGAUGAGAGACGGAGGAGUGCCCAAGCACGUGAAUGGGUUUGUAACCCCCACGGCAGAGAAUCCAGAGUAUCUGGGACUAGCGGACACCUGGAGUGGAUAUACUUGAGGAGAGGGAGUAAUGUGAUGAACUCAAGAGGAGUCACAGCUUGCGUUCUACUGAGUGAGUCGAGGAGCGAGAGAAAGGGAAGAUGAAUAGUUGUGUGACAGAAACGAGCUGGGUGUAUGAUUGAUUUUGGGAUAAGUGCGUUUAUACGGAGCUGAAUCUUCUCUCGAUAAGCACCUGAAUCCAAAGCGGUCGAGGUUUUCCAGCACCGCAUCACCCAGUUGUGACACACCAUGGCUCAACACAGUGUAGCAUUAAUCUGGUGUCUGUGGCAUCAUUUGUAUUCCUGUCUUCCUCUCAGCAAUCUGUGUGACUGUUAAGUGCCAAAAAAGAAGUUCACUCAGCCUUUGUAUAUAACUCUGUACUUGAUAAACAGAGGAGUUCACGUUUGUCAACAACCUGUCAUGGUACGAGAAGGGUCUCAUCAUCACAGGAUCCAACAUUUGAUCGGUUUAAUGAACGCUGAGGGUUUUUUUAAUGUUCAUUUAACAUGUUUUAAUGUCUGGUUGUUUCAACAACACGUGAAGCUUUUUUUUUUUUUUUUUUGUAUUUCCCUCAGUUCCUUCUCGAUAUGCUCCUCAGCCCAGCUAAAAAAGUGUAAAAGCAAAAAACACUUUGACAAAGUGAGCCAUGAUAUGCACUGAAGGUGGUGUUUAGUAUUCUGGUCACUUUGUCUCUGACCUGAUGGGGGUCUUCAACACACUCAAAGCCAUUUUGUUUUGGCCGGAGAAGGCCCUGCAGCCCAUCUGGCCAGUAAACAUGCUCCCUGAAAGAAAGGCAUCCUGUAUGGAGAAGACAGAGGCAUUGUGCCACACUGAUGUAUGUGGUUGUUAGUGUCUCGGCUGCAGCUACUUUGUGGUACGACAGAGGGGAUACGAGGUACUAGGCAAGACUUUUUAAGCUGAAAAAUCAUGUUUUUGUCGUAGAGACAAAGUGUACUUGUCACCAAGUUAGAGCCGACUUUUCAGGGAUUUAUGAUUUUGCAUAUAAUUUGGGAAAAAUAUGCACAUUUUGAAUUAUGCACCAUGCACUACAUGUUACUGCAUACGUCCCCCAUGCUUGUGUUAUCACAAUGAGCCUUUUGGUUUUGGUGGCCUUUCACUGUGUAAGAAAGCAUUACAAGCUAUAAGUGAGUAUAUUCCACAACAAGUGAAGAA
Messenger RNA from Epinephelus lanceolatus (giant grouper), 5299 nucleotides. RefSeq names its product erb-b2 receptor tyrosine kinase 2 (gene erbb2). Gene Ontology annotation, biological process: neuron differentiation; cell surface receptor protein tyrosine kinase signaling pathway; negative regulation of apoptotic process. The record is from RefSeq and is a predicted model, not a curated record. NCBI's taxonomy places the organism in Eukaryota, Metazoa, Chordata, Actinopteri, Perciformes, Serranidae. Gene Ontology annotation, cellular component: plasma membrane; basal plasma membrane; signaling receptor complex. Gene Ontology annotation, molecular function: ATP binding; transmembrane receptor protein tyrosine kinase activity.